Geosmithia morbida is the source of this 1032-nucleotide messenger RNA. Its product is annotated as Protein of unknown function (DUF1691). Gene Ontology annotation, biological process: mitochondrion organization; lipid homeostasis. The transcript has 2 exons. The record is from RefSeq and is a predicted model, not a curated record. Lineage: Eukaryota; Fungi; Ascomycota; Sordariomycetes; Hypocreales; Bionectriaceae. Gene Ontology annotation, cellular component: mitochondrial outer membrane. Bases 1 to 1032 code for a protein of 343 amino acids.
AUGGAAGAUAAUGAGUUCCAGCCGACGGAUCGCCGUCAGGGCCGCGAUUCCCAAGCCACGACGUCUUCCCUCGCUUUUGUCGACCCGGCGCCUAUCGAGAUGAUCGAAGUAGAUGAUGAGGAGAAGCAGUCGACACAAGAUACCGAGCGUCUUGAUUCCAGCCAUACAAGCCAUGAGGAUGAUCCUGCACCACACACGGGCUCGACUGUUACCCUUGGGCUCAGCGGCUUGGGCCGCGGAGCUGUCUACUACCUGACGCGAAUACAGAAAUACUCGAGCUACGCAAUGUCCAUUUUCACCUCCCUUCACCUGUGCAACGUAUCCCUGAUCCCAGCAGCGACAGGAUCCAUCGACGCUUCGGAAACCUACUUCCUCAUGACGCGCGAGAUCUACCAAACAUCGAUAUCUGAACCGGCUCUGGUGCUCCUGCCAUUUGUCGCACAUUUGGGCUCGGGGAUAGCAUUACGACUCUUACGACGGUCACAAGCUAUCAAGCGAUACGGGCGGGCUGUUGCUACACGGCAGCGUGUGGCCGGGACUAGGUCAGCUACGUCCUCACCUUGGCCGCCGUUGAACUACAUUUCUGUGUCGGGAUACGGGUUGAUGGCAUUCUACACAGCUCACGUGGCCAUGAACCGCAUCCUGCCGCUAAUGAUUGAGGGCGACAGCUCCAACAUUGGGCUGGCGUAUGUGGCCCACGGAUUCGCACGGCAUCCGGCCGUGUCACGCCUAGCAUAUGUCGGUCUCAUUGUGACAGCGGCGGGGCACAUGGUCUGGGGAACAGCGAAAUGGCUUGGGCUGGCACCCUCGACACGAGCGUCUCUGUCGCCAUCGCUGGCGGGCCUGAGCGCCCCGUUGGCGACCAAGGAUGUGCGGCGACAGCGGAGGAGAUGGCUGGGUGUUCACGCCGUCACGCUGGGGGUGAUGGUGUUGUGGUCGGUGGGUGGUCUGGGCAUCGUCGCUCCUUCCGGUGCCUCGGAUGGAUGGGUUGGCACAUUGUACGACAAUUUGUUCAGCAAGAUGUGCUUAUAG